GGGAGACCGGAUAUAGUGAAUGCAGGGUCCGGGGGAGACCAGAUAUAGUGAAUGCAGGGAUCCGGGGAGACCAGAUAUAGUGAAUGCAGGGUCCGGGGAGACCAGAUAUAGUGAAUGCAGGGUCCGGGGAGACCAGAUAUAGUUAAUGCAGGGUCCAGGGAUACAGAUAUAGUGAAUGCAGGGUCCGGGGAGAGCGGAUAUAGUCAAUGCAGGGUCCGGGGGAGAGCGGAUAUAGUGAAUGCAGGGACCGGGGAGACCAGAUAUAGUGAAUGCAGGGUCCGG
Messenger RNA from Staurois parvus, 282 nucleotides. The record is from the annotation of a GenBank genome assembly. NCBI's taxonomy places the organism in Eukaryota, Metazoa, Chordata, Amphibia, Anura, Ranidae.